AUGAAUUUAACAAUCAUCGACGAAGAUACUCUUAUCAUCUACUUGUCAACUAUAGGUCUCUAUGUUAUGCGUUAUGUUCUUAUGAUUAUGAUUGUUCUUGGUCUUAUCGGCAAUCUAUUCAAUGUGCUUGUUUUUCAUCAAAAGAAACUUCGAUCGAAUCCAUGUUCUUUUUAUCUCAUUACAUCUGCGUAUGCAAAUAUUAUUUGGAUUAUGACAAGUCCACUACCGAGAAUGCUUGCAACGUUUCAACUAGAUCUUUCAGAAAAUAUUACUCUUCUCUGUAAAAUACGUCGAUCACUUGCUUAUACAUGUUCGAGUUUAUCAAUGGCUUCGAUUGCAUUUGCUACAGUUGAUCGUUAUUUUGUUAGUAGUUCGCAAGUUGAAUAUCGUCAAUUAAGUUCAUUGCGUAGUGCUCAUCAUUUAAUACUCAUUACUGCAUUGAUCUAUUGUUUAAUAUUCGCUGAUAUGUUCUAUUGUCUCGAUAUCGUUGGUGUACCUCCGUCAAUUGUUUGUACAAUAAGUACAACACGAAUGUGUGGUCUUUACAAUGAAAUAGCUCGUUUAGUAGUACUUGUAUUCAUUCCAAGUAUGCUGAUUUUGAUGUUCGGAUGUGGAACUAUAGGAAAUGUAAAGAGAAGCAGACAACACAGCCGUCCACAAGGAAACGGUAUUCAUCACAUUGAUCGGCACCUUAUUCAAAUGGUGAUCGGUCAAGUAGUUUUAAUCAUGGUUUCCUAUAUUCCAAAUACAAUUCAACGUAUUUAUUUAGUUCUUACACUUGAUCUAGAGAAAACUCCAUUACGUUUACAAACAGAAAUAUUGACCGGCGAAGUAACAUUAUUAUUGACAACUUUGCAAAGUUCAUUAUCAUUUUACAUUUAUGCGACAACAGGUGGAACACUCUUUCGACAAACUUUUAAAAAAAUAUUCAUAAGUGGAUUUUCCAGAUAUUGCCACUUUGUAGAGAAUAGCCAUGCAGAAGAAAAUUUAGAGCUCCGUCAACUGAAAAAUAAUAUAGAAUAA
Rotaria socialis is the source of this 1023-nucleotide messenger RNA. The record is from the annotation of a GenBank genome assembly. Lineage: Eukaryota; Metazoa; Rotifera; Eurotatoria; Philodinida; Philodinidae.